AACUCCCUACCUAUGCCUUAUUCAUAGCUUUUAAUAUCAAAAACCAAACCACAAUUGAAUUUGUAGUAGUGAAAGGCCCACUCGACGGCCAUGGACUUCCGCAACUCCCCUUCUUCCUCCACCACGUCUUCGACCACCACCACCCCUAACCCGGCCAUCACCGCUGCCACAGGCGCCGGCCCCGCCUCCUCCGACGACCCUAUGCACUCAUGGUGGGAGUCCAUCUCCAAAGCCCGCUCUCGCAUCCACUCUCUAUCCUCCAUUCUCGAGCCUUCCGUUUCCUUCUCUCUAUCCUCCCUCGCCGACUCCGACCGCCCUGCUCUUUCUCUCCUCUCUUCCAUUGACGCCUACCUUGCCGUCUCUGCUGCUCUCUCUUCCCCUCAAUCGGGUUCCGGCUCUGACCCUCUUUGCCACUGGCUAUACGACACAUAUCUGUCCUCUGAUCCCCAUCUACGACUUGUCGUUUUCUCCUUCAUCCCUCUCCUCUCCGGCCUAUACCUCUCCCGGAUCCACUCACUCUCGUCCGAUUCGCCUUCUAUCCCUUCUCUCGCCGGAUUUGAGGCCGUACUGCUUGCUCUCUACGCUGCCGAGACUAAGGCCCGGGCUGGGAAGCCCGUCGUGGUUUCGGUCCCGGACCUAUCUCAGCCGUCGCUCUAUCACACGCCUCGCCAGAGGCCCAAUUCGAACCACGGUCAUGUACACACCAGGAACUCGGUUGGGGUUCUGGCUCCGCCGUUGGAGCCCCAGGUUGCGGUCAAGUCAACGAAGCGGGCUGGCAUUGUUGGGGUCGCUCUCGAUUGCUAUUACAAGCAGAUCUCGCAGAUGCCGGCGUGGUCGAAACUCGAUUUCUGUCGAUUCGCCGCGGCUUGGGCCGGCCGCGACUGCUCUUGUCAGGAGGAGUUUGACGAUGAGCCUGAAAUUACUGGGUUUUCUGAGACUAGGGUUUUGGAGAAUGGGUUUAGAAUUGACGAUGUAACGGAUGAGAUCAGUCAAUUGAGGCUCGAGAACGGUAACGGCAACGGUCAUGGUAAUAGUAAUGGCAAUGGCGUUGGUAGUAGUAGCAGAAGUAAUGGUGAUUUGGGCUCUAAAGGGUCGAGAAUUCCGCUGCCGUGGGAGCUUUUCCAGCCGGCGUUGAGGGUUUUGGGGCAUUGUUUGUUGGCGCCAUUGAAUUCCCAAGAUGUUAAAGAUGAAGCUGCGUUUGCAGUUCGGCGUUUGUACGCAAGGGCAUCUCAUGAUUUGCUUCCGCAGGCUAUCUUGGCAACCCGCAGUCUCAUUCAGCUCGAUAAGAGGGCGCGAGCCGAUGCCAAGGCAGCAGCGGCCGCAGCCAAUUCUUCUUCUAACGCUAACACUCCUAGCAAGGCUAGGAAACCCGAAGUUCUUUUGGUUUCAAAGUGAUUGGUUGGUUUGUUCAGAACAGAAAUGAAGCUUGCUUUUCCAGGUAAUAGGUUGUUGUAUAUUCAUUCUCAAGAAGUUUCUAAACAGUUUGUGUAAGCUAAUUCUGUAUGUGCCAUUUGUACCUGUAGAUUUUCUUUUCUUUUUCAUUGUUCUUCAUUUUAAAAAUCAUUUAUUUGUAGGUGUACCUAUACAGAUUGUUCUGUUGUUAUAGUGUGUUUGAGUGAGCU
Molecule: messenger RNA, 1622 nt
Organism: Humulus lupulus (European hop)
Lineage: Eukaryota; Viridiplantae; Streptophyta; Magnoliopsida; Rosales; Cannabaceae
Exons: 1
Coding region: 91-1395 (434 amino acids)
Biological process (GO): phosphatidylinositol phosphate biosynthetic process; protein localization to plasma membrane
Cellular component (GO): plasma membrane
Source: RefSeq, a predicted model, not a curated record